ACAUAAACGGAGUACUAAUCCGAGAGAGAGUCCGGGAGACGAUAAGACUUGAGGAUAGUGGGUAGAAGGAAAAUAGACUGAGUGAGUGCGCUUGAAAACGAGUAGGCGCCUACCCAUGUGACUUCGAUGGAGGAGUAAGACAGACUCGUAUCAACCGUACGGUACGCUUCUAUCACCUUGCCUCGAUUUCUCGCUCUUCCUCCCUCCCUCUCUCUUCUCCUCCUUCUUUACGCGAUAACAUCAUCACCGUUUGUCCGUUUGUUCCUCUCUGGAUCUAGGACAUCAAGAUCGGUCUCAUCGGUUCAAAACCAGCACGGCAGUGCUCAGCUUCAACGCGAAUUUCCCCGCAGAAAAUGGCCACCCCGAGAGGGGGUCGUGGAAGGCGGCGUAGUACGAGGGGUAGGGAUGAAGUCUCUAUAGAGGGUCCCCGAGGACGCGGUAUUGGACCAAGUGGCCUUAGCGCUUCUACUGGUUCCGGAACUUACACUCCAACUCUCAGCGGUUCUAGGAGAGGUCAGCAGGCUCGAACCGACCCGAUGCCGAUAGAACCUCUCCUCCGGUUUUUCGGGACUACCGAUAGCGGCGAUACCGCUGUCGGUAGUCCCCUUCCCGGAAGUGUGGUUCAUUCGGUCAGCCUCGACGAUGAUACCGAGCUUCCUGCGACCCCUGAGUCUCAGGGGUCGGCCGGUACGCCUCCUGUGAAGAGCUUCCUUAUCCUGAUCUCGAAGGAAACUCGGAUGAAGAUGCGUUCCCGCCUCAUCGAUGGUGAGCGACUCGACCACGUCACCCGGGCUUCAGAGGCCGUAAGUGGAUUCGUUCCGAAGGAGGAACUCAGCGAGUAUAUCCGUCGCCUCGACCGCGUCAUCCGCUGGAAUACCUUCUUGACGCACAGUAACAUCAAUGCCUAUAACAUGAUCGACUUCGUUACCGACGGAAAGGUUGCUGUAGAUGCCUCCGAGUUUUGGAUCCUUCGUACAAAGAUCCUCGACAAUGUCCGCACCUAUAAGAACAAGAUGCUGGCACGCUUCGAGAUCCAUAUCAAGAGCCUUAUCGAGAUCGAACCCUGGAUCAAGAACAUGAACGAGGAUGGUCUCCGCAAGCGUCUAGAAUCGAAGUUCAACGCCCAGAACUUCCUGUUCGUCUGGUACUACAUGAAGGACUACAUAGACGUCGACAACUCUGCCCCUCUUGGGAAAUGGUUUAUGAAGAAUAUGUACGUCAAUAUGGGCGUGUACGUCAAGUCCUGGAUGGACGAGAACGAGAGUAAGGAUAUCCGGGAGCGGCUUCUUCAAGCCUAUGACCUAUGGGCCCUCAACGAAGCGUUCGAUGACGUCGAUAAGGGCGACUUUAUGGAGUUGUCUCAGAAGUUCCGCAAUGAGCGUAAGAAGAAGAAACGCGACUUUGCCACUAUCAACAAAAAUGUUCAUCGUUAUAGGCGAUCGUCCUGCGAAACAGUCUCCGCUUCGUUCUCGCCAUGAUGGAGAUUCUGAGCCGGAGCAGGCCGCGAGCCUGACGUCGCGUAGUGGUGAGGACCCAUUCGGUGACGACGGCAUCAACCGGGCUAGCGGUACGGGAGAUGGCGAUACCGAGUCCCAGUUUGGUGGGGAUGCCACUCAGGACGAUGAAUACGAGUUCGCUUAUCGAACCAUUUGACCGCCGACUCAUCGCCCCUAAGGUGGGAUAGUGCCGCCGAAGGUGAGGUCGUGUGUAAGGUCGGUCGUGGGUGAGGUCGUGGGUUAGGAACCGCCUGUUAACUAAGAAACGUCAGUCAGGUAGUCGAAAGCAGUAUACCAAGC
This is a messenger RNA of Eremomyces bilateralis CBS 781.70, 1796 nucleotides long. RefSeq lists its product as uncharacterized. Lineage: Eukaryota; Fungi; Ascomycota; Dothideomycetes; Eremomycetales; Eremomycetaceae. The transcript is spliced from 4 exons. Bases 354 to 1478 code for a protein of 374 amino acids. The record is from RefSeq and is a predicted model, not a curated record.